Messenger RNA from Staurois parvus, 327 nucleotides. Lineage: Eukaryota; Metazoa; Chordata; Amphibia; Anura; Ranidae. The record is from the annotation of a GenBank genome assembly.
ACUCACAAACAGGGGCGGACUGACAACUCAUGGGGCCCCCGGGCAAUAGGGGAUCACGGGGCCCCUGUGUCCUUGCCCAAACUCAAAAAAGCCUAUGAAAAAGGUACCAGGGGCAUCUCAUGGGGCCCCCUACUGACCCCAGGCCCUCGGGCAGUGCCCGAGUUUUCAAAUGGUCAGUCUGCCCCUGCUCAUAAACAAGUUUUGACAGUUUGCAUAAAAAUUGACAGUCACAAAGUCCAUUUCUCCACAAAGAGCCAAAGGACCUGAAUUCAGUGAAGAUUAAAGGUGACUACUGCAGAAAAAGCUGUUUUUUUUUAUUUUAUCAUU